This is a messenger RNA of Nezara viridula (southern green stink bug), 3436 nucleotides long. The record is from the annotation of a GenBank genome assembly. Lineage: Eukaryota; Metazoa; Arthropoda; Insecta; Hemiptera; Pentatomidae.
CAGUGAGUGGCGUGGAGCUGUGUCGCUCGAGAAGUGUCGAAAUGCUCUUCUAGCGGAUGUGUUUCUGUCAGUGUGUCAUGCUCUUCUUCAGAUAUGGACACCACUCCGCCUGCAGACACCCUCUCAGGAGUCAUCAACGCCUGGAAUGAGAUGAUCCUAUCUGAGGAUGAGUCGAUGCGGGAGAGACUCUGUGACCUAGAAAAGAAAGUAUUGUCUCAAGGUGAAGAAUUAGCAUGUCUACGUUCCACAUUAGCUGAUGUUCUCCGAAGGAUAGCUGCUUUAGAAAUAGCCAAACCUCAGGCUAACCACCGACCCAGUCCGGGAAACAGUCCACGAGAAAACACAGGGCUGAGGUACCGCAAUGCUAGGGAUACACCAAAUGGAAGAGAACCUGUCAGAAGAGUUCAAAGUUCUACACCAACAUCACUACCUCAUAGGAGAGGUGUACAUUACCAAUCCACUGGGUCUCUUCACUCAGACUCUCCUAGCUCCAGUUCUGUUUCACCACCACAAACUCCUCUGAUGCGGCAGAGUCCAACUAACCCUGCGCCUCGCACUAUUCCUACUCCAACUAACCUUAAUAAACGCUGGUCCUCGACUGGUGACUUCAGUAACCAGCAUCAAACAUCUGGUGGUAUGGUACCUGCACAUAGUUCCUCCAGGCUUUCUGCUAAGUCACUGUUUAAUUUACAUAUGAAAGGGCACACACAGAAUAAUCACCAUCAUGUUAAACACGGGUGUGUAGAGUACAAUGAGGAGGAGGGUAGCCUGCGGAUGUACCUCCGUGGCCGGCCGGUAGUACUGUAUGCUCCAUCAAACUUAGUCGAUACCUAUGAUGUUGCAAAAGUUGCAGCACCACCCCAACAGAGGCUAAAGCUGGAAUGGGCUUAUGGAUACCGUGGAAAAGAUUGCCGAAAUAAUCUAUAUUUACUUCCAACUGGUGAAAUGGUAUAUUUUGUAGCAGCUGUUGUAGUCCUUUAUAAUGUUGAAGAACAAACUCAAAGGCAUUAUUUGGGACACAAUGACGACGUAAAGUGCUUGGCUGUACACCCUAACCGAAUGACACUGGCUAGCGGUCAAGCCUGUGGUCACGAUGGAAGGGCCCAUAUCAGGGUGUGGGACUCUGUCAGUCUAUCCACUAUUGCUGUGGUUGGUCUGGGGGAAAUUAAUGCUUCAGUAGCCUGUCUCACAUUCUCUAAAACAGAUGGUGGUACAUACCUUUGUGCAAUUGAUGAUGCCAAUGAGCACAAUAUUUCAAUCUGGGACUGGCAAAGAAGUGAUAAAGGUGUGAAAAUCACAGAAACUAAGUGUUCUGUAGAUACCGUGGUUGGUUGUGAGUGGCAUCCCCUGGAUAAAGGAAGCAUCGUGACUUGUGGCAAAGGUCACAUCUCCUUUUGGUCUCUUGACCAAAGUGGUGCACUCUAUAAGCGUCUUGGAGUCUUUGCUAGUCGAGAGAAGCCAAAAUAUGUUACCUGUCUUGCCUUUACUCACACUGGUGAUGUCCUUUCUGGUGAUUCAAAUGGCAACAUCAUCAUUUGGGGACGAGGCACAAAUUCCAUAGCAAAGAUGGUGUUAAAGAUCCACGAUGGUCCUAUUUUCUGUCUUUGCGUUUUAAAAGAUGGAAGUAUUGUCUCUGGAGGGGGUAAAGAUGGAGUUAUUAAGCAAUUAGAUAACAAUCUGGAACCAACCGGAUAUGAAACAAGGAUUGCUGGGCACUUGGGAGGUGUUAGGACAGUCGCUCAAGGAAGAGGACCACAACUACUGGUUGGAUCUACCAAGAACUGUAUCUUGUCAGGAUCAUUUGAUCUUGGGUUCUCCGAUGUUGUGCUCGGACAUACUUCUGAAGUGUGGGCUUUAGCGGCCCAUCCUUCAUUGCAACAAUUUGUCACUGCAGGAUGGGACUCUAUACUCCAGCUUUGGGAUAGUAUGUCUCGCACUGUGGUCUGGAGCAAAGAUAUUGGGGAAGAGGGCCAAAGUGCUUGUUUUUCACCUGAUGGUCAAUCUAUUGUUGUUGGCUGCUCAACUGGUAAAUGGCUCCAUGUCGAUGCUGAUAGCAGAGAAAUUCUAACUUCACACACUGAUGGAUCAGAACCAAUACAGGUUGUUAGCUUUUCUCCUAACUGCGAAAUGUUGGCUCUUGGUUCCCGUGACAACAAUAUUUACAUUUACCAGCUAGGAACUUCUGCUGGAAAAUAUAGUCGAAUAGGUCGAUGCACAACGGAGAAACGGAAGAGGAAAACAACACCAACCUUGAUCUCCCUAUUGGGUCAUUCUAGCUUCAUUACUCACUUAGAUUGGUCUAUGGAUAGUCAGUACUUGCGAUCGAAUUCAGGCGACUAUGAAGUCUUAUAUUGGAGCCCAAGUGUUUGCCGGCAGAUCACACAACCUUCCAAGAUGCGUGAUGUGGAAUGGGCUUCACAAACGUGCACACUCUCUUUCACGUCUAUCGGUGCCUGGCCCGAAGGUGCAGAUGGCACUGAUGUCAAUGCAUCCGCUGCUGCUGGUGGUCUUCUAGCUACAGGAGACGAUUGGGGGAAAGUAAAGCUCUACAGCUGGCCAACUAUUCAGCCGAAGUCGGUAUGUCACAAUUAUGGAGGGCACAGCUCUCACGUGACUAAUGUUACCUUUCUGGCUGAUGAGAGCAGGCUCAUCAGUGCUGGUGGUCGAGACACUUCUGUUCUCCAAUGGAGAAUCGUCUAACUGCAUAUUAUUAAUGUUAUCAUUUUAGAAUGUUAUGGAUCUGGUAGGCAGAAAAGGCGAUAAUUAUAAGUCAAUAGAUUUAUUUCUUUUUCCAUUAAUAAUUUGUGAACUCCAUAAGCAGAGCAGAGGAGAAUAUUAGUUCGUUGAAAUUAGGCAAUGAUUAAAUUAACAAUUAUGUAUUUAAUUAUAUUUCAGUUAUCUUGCACAGCUUCUUUGUUCUUGUUAAAAUUAAAAGCAACAAAAAAAUCUUCAUAAGUUUUUGUUGCUUUUAAGAAUCUGUUUUGCUAUCUUUGGAUGGACCUACAUAUUAUUAUUUUUUUUUUAAAUUGAUUAUAAAAUGGAAGAACUUUAAACCCUGAGGGAUAGCAUUACUCCUUCCAAAAAAUAGUCACUAUUUUGUUUUUAAUUUCUUGAAACAACUUCCAUUUUCUUAGAGAAGCCAUUUCUAAGUCCGUUCCACCAUUGGUUUUGCCAUAUGUCAUAAAAAAAAUUAUUCUAUUUUUGGAGUAAUGUUGCUCCCCAAAGUAUUAAGUUCUCGUAUUUUAUAGUAAAUCUAAUUUAUUUUUUAAAUAAUAAAUUAACAUAUUAAUGCAAAAUCUGUAAAGUGUAUCAGUACUUUUUAUAUUAUAUUAUAUUUUUAUAAUACUUGCUGUUACAUGUAUUUUAUCUCAAUAUAUUGCUUGUAUUAAAAUGUUUUUUUAUAAAAAUUAAUAUAUCUCUCCUUGCUUUAUACCAU